AUGCUGAUUUCUUUGAAAAGCGCUAUUAAAAUACAGUACGACUUUGCAGAAAUCGAUGAUCCUGUGGAUCCGGACAAGACUGGAUACGGUGUAGUGAUCUGUGUCUUUGAACCGAACAAUAAUAAGAUGGCACGUGAUCAACUGUUCGUGGUGGGGAAUCGUGCAUUUGAGAAAAAUAUUUCUAUUAAGACUUCAUACAGUGCACUUGCGGAAAAGGCCCCAUGGCCGAACUAUAUUCUGAUCCCGGAGUGGAAAGAGGAUGCCAGACAGCGCACUCUACGCAAUUUUGUUGAUAUGUGGUUGCUGUUCCCUUAUGCUCUCAUUCCCGCUAUCAUGCAUGGUCCUUCUUUCGGUGUGACAUUCCUGAAAUUCGCAAUGGAGUUACUCUAUGAAUGGCUUAAGGAGAGCGGCCUCCUCGAUGGUGAAGGAGACUCCACUUUCAUACAUCACCUAAUAGCAGCUGCUCUGGAUGCGCUGCCGUGGUUCGUUCUACUUUUUCCUCUUGUUCAAGCUAUCCUUGCUGUGAUCUGCAUAGAAAUUUUUAGACAGCAGUUCUUUUUCGUCUUUACAUGUGCGAGAGUGUACGAUGAACCCGCCGUUGCUGCUCCCAAGAUUUUCAAUGGAUGGGUUUCAAAAAUUUCACCACAGUGGUGCCAUGCUCCUCUAGAAACUGUUAAAAUGGAAGGUGGAUCGGGAUAA
Messenger RNA from Necator americanus (New World hookworm), 699 nucleotides. RefSeq lists its product as uncharacterized. The record is from RefSeq and is a predicted model, not a curated record. Lineage: Eukaryota; Metazoa; Nematoda; Chromadorea; Rhabditida; Ancylostomatidae. The coding region runs from base 1 to 699 and encodes 232 amino acids. The transcript has 6 exons.